UGUCCGGCCAUGAGGCUGGGCGAGCGGACCCCCGGCGGCCCUCCGCGCCUUCUCCCCCCGGGGGCGGCGAUGGCGGCGGCCCGGCAGCCCAACUAGGCCCGGCAUGCGAUGGGGAACUGCUGCUGGACGCAGUGCUUCGGGCGCCUCCGCAAGGAAGCGGGACGCCUGCAGCGAGGGCGCGGCGGGGGGUCAAAGUAUUUCAGGACUUGUUCCACUGGAGAACACUUUACAAUAGAGUUUGAGAAUUUAGUGGAAAGUGACGAAGGUGAAAGCCCAGGAAGUAAUCAUAGACCUCUGACUGAUGAAGAAAUUGCAGAUCUGAGAGAGAGACACUAUGAUUCUAUUGCUGAAAAGCAGAAGGCCUUCGAUGUGAAAAUUCAAACAGAGUUAGCCUUACAAGAGGAGAAGUUAAGACUAGAAGAAGAAGCUUUAUACGCUACACAGCGUGAAGCAGCCAGGGCAGCAAAGCAGCGAAAGCUCUUGGAGCAUCAAAUGCUACAGAGGAUUAAGCAGCGAUCUCACCCUUCCAACAAUGGAGAUUACCAAAGCUCAGGAGGAGAAGACGACUUGGAAUCCCAGUUGAGAAAUAUCAAGUCCCAGUAUGAAGUUUUUCGAAGUAGCAGGCUUUCGUCAGAUGCCACCGUUUUGACACCAAACACAGAAAGCAGCUGUGAUUUAAUGACCAAAACAAAAUCAACCAGUGGGAAUGAUGACAGUACAUCUUUGGAUCUGGAGUGGGAAGAUGAAGAAGGGAUGAACAGGAUGCUGCCGAUGAGAGAGCGCUCCAAAACGGAAGAAGAUAUUCUCCGGGCAGCCCUCAGGUACAGCGGCAAGAAGAGCGGAAGCCACCCUACCUCAGCCUCUGACGACUCUAACGGACUGGAGUGGGAGAAUGAUUUUGUGAGUGCCGCAGUGGAUGACAACGGCAACUCGGAGUACGCUGGAUUUGUGAACCCUGUACUGGACCCCUCCGUCUCUGACGAUAAGAAGCCCGACGCCGACCAGCAGGAUAGAUAAGGGUAAAAGGGAAUGGUCCACUGACCUGUCGUAACCAAGCGUCGGAUGUUAAAACGGGCUCGUUCUGAGCGCUUUUCCUAAGGGGGAGUUGGAAGAAGCCGUGAGGAAAGUGGUGACUAAGCAAGACAUGGAAUCGAUAGGACCUGUCUGAAUUCAUUCAGAAUUAAGUGCAAUUUCAUCAUCUACCUUCUAUUUUUAAGAAAAAGUUGAUCGAUUCCCUCGUGUUACUGGAUGCGACUUCACCUUAGACUGUCUGCACUAAUCUAAACAUUAGUGUGACGGGUGUACAAUUGAACUGGCUGUUUUCUCUCCAGGUGUAGUUCUGGUUUUCAUUUUUUUAUCCCAUGAAUCUAAAACUUCGGACCAUCUAGUUAUAUUAUUUCAGCCUCUGAAUGUGAAAAUAGUUUAAAUCGCUCCUGUUCUGCGUUCUUGGGAGGUCUGAAGGGGGUAGUGAAGUGGAAGUUAAGGAAUUUCAGAUAUGGUUUGUCUUGUGAAAGCUUCCUCCAAGCCAGCCUUCCUGAUUUCCCUCAUUUAGGGAAAUUUAGGGAAAUCCCCCUUUUAGACUGUGAGCCCACUGUUGGGUAGGGACUGUCUCUAUAUGUUGCAAACUUGUACUUCCCAAGUGCUUAGUACAGUGCUCUGCACACAGUUAAGCCCUCAAUAAAUACGAUUGAUGAUGAUGAUUUGAAUGUUGUCAUCUUCUACGAAGCACAACUGGUUGAGUAAUUUUGCUAAAGGAAUAGUAAAACGUCAAUUUCCAACUCCUGCUCCACAUGGUCACUACUUUUAGUGGGAUUAUCCCUGCGCAACACGUAUUUUUCAAAAUCAGCAGUUACUUUUGCAAAGUUACAGCGCUUGAGGCACAGUAAACGUUUCACGCAUACCAUUUAAAAAUGUACUGCUGUAAAGGGAUACUUGCUUUGGAGCAACUUUUACAUUUGUGGUUUCUAAACCCACACUGGAAUGAGUCAGGGGAGUAUUAAAUGAAAGAAUUUUUACGCAGAAGAGCCGUCAGUUCUUUGUACUUCGUUUAUAGGGGAAAAAGCCUAAUAUGCUAUUUGUGUCUUUCAAAUAAGUCUUUUACUGGAUGAAGGUAUGGAGCAAUUCUGUUCCAUUUUAUGGAGGAGAAAACAAUGGGCUUUAAUGAAUCCUCCAGACUGUAAGCUUCUUGUGGGCAGGGAACAUAUCUACUGACUCUGCUGUUUUGUUCUCUCCCAAGUGCUAAGUACAGUGUUCGGCACGGAGUAAGUGCUCAAUAAAUACCACUAAUUGAUUAAACUCAAGUCCACCACCCCUGCAGUUUGUAAUAACUUCUUCCCCCUGAUGCUUCCCAGUGAACUGAAUAAGAUUAAGGGCGCAAAAUGCCGUAGCAUUAAAUUUUCCUUUUCGGUUUUCUGGGAAUCCACAUGAAAUGAGUAUCUCAAAUUGUUUAUUUUCUUCAUUAGUUUCUGUUUUGCUAAAGAAGUGCACGUCCUCGUAUCCUCAGAUCAGAAGGUGUGAAUGUACUCAAUCGAUUGACUGAUUGAUCGUCGGAAGGUGCAGGUAUAACAAGGGUUUACCAGGUCGUAAUGUUCCCCCUCCCCUGAAAAAAAAUCAAAUUCAGCGAUCUCAAUCUAUAAGACAAGCAAGGGUACCAGAUUUUCAUUUUUCCUUUUGUAUCAUAAAAACACUUGACACUUUGACUAAAUAUGUAAAUAUAAUGCAUUAGUCAAUGCUGUUUUUAAUUUAUAUUGCCUUGUCAUAAUUUAAGUUGUAGCUAUGUCAUUGAAAAUACUUUCAAUGUAAUUACAUUUUCAUUGCUUGUAAGAUGCUUUUUACUGUUUGUAUACAUCGGAUGUAUAUUUUGGGUUAGACGUAAGCUACAACCUUCCACUUUUUCUUGGCAUCCGUCCAUAUUAGGAACUUUUUGGGAAGGACUGGGAUCAGCUCCUUGAUUGUGAAUAAACACAUUUUUACAUUUAAAAAAUAAAUCAUCUUGCUCCUUUA
Tachyglossus aculeatus (Australian echidna) is the source of this 3003-nucleotide messenger RNA. RefSeq names its product adaptor related protein complex 1 associated regulatory protein (gene AP1AR). Gene Ontology annotation, biological process: regulation of Arp2/3 complex-mediated actin nucleation; negative regulation of substrate adhesion-dependent cell spreading; negative regulation of cell motility. The transcript has 10 exons. The coding region runs from base 109 to 1017 and encodes 302 amino acids. NCBI's taxonomy places the organism in Eukaryota, Metazoa, Chordata, Mammalia, Monotremata, Tachyglossidae. The record is from RefSeq and is a predicted model, not a curated record. Gene Ontology annotation, molecular function: AP-1 adaptor complex binding.